CUUUGUCUAGCGAACGCAACCAGUCAAGUCGUGUGUUGACUGACCCCUCCCUCCUACUCCUCUGGUGUACGGGAGUUCAGCUCCGGAUCAUAGUAAACCGAUUGAAGAAAAUAGUAACCUCCUCAGGAAGACUUAACUUUUGCUCACAACGCCUACUACGCGAUUGCUCCAGAUAUAAAAAGAAAACGACUUUUAUGGGAGUUUUGUAAUUGUUGUUGUGAAAAACAACGCAGUUUUGUGAAUUUUGACUGCUGAAAAGUGUUGGGAAGAGUGAGUGAAAGCUGUGCAAAAGAGAGAGAAAUCGGGAAAAGUGUGUUCCGGUAGUAUCAAGAGUGGAAACAAAGUUUUAUGGAUUUAGUUCAUACUAGUGACCAAAGUUAGUGAAUUGAAAAAGUUCUAAAUUUGGCGGCGUACGCCAGAAAUAAAAAGUCGCAGAUUGUGUAACCUCCUAGACAUAUCACAUUUCAAGAACGACCACAAUGGCUGUUCAAGUGGAUAAUUUGCUGUUAUCAGAAAUUGGACGCUCGAUAUCGUUGGACACAGCCUCGCGCCUAAGGGAAGCCGCCAUGAGUAAGCUGAUCCGCCAGGUGUCGAUCGAGGCGCCCGCGCCCAAAAUCAAGGACAGCGUGUUCAACCUGGUCGUACCGGUGCCGGACACACCCCCGCACGGAGCCCGCAUCCUGGUGGUGUACGCGGGGGCGUGCUAUCGCAAGAACCAGUCCACAUCGAUCUCGUCGAUCAGCAGUCAAAUCUCGGACACCGGCGACAUCACCACCUCGUUGUCCAUCCUGGCCAAGCAGAUGCAGGGCGGAAUCUGCUCCAGCAUCAGCGAGGAAGGCCCGGACAGCUCACCGGCCCAGGCCCACCAGACGUCGGUGGCCAUCCAGCACAACCCUUCGGCACAUCACGGCGUCCGGGACGGAGCCCUGUUCCCGGGCUUUGAAGUGGCCGGCGUCAUCGAGUCGCUCGGCACGGAAGUCAAACCAGACUGCGGCUACAAAGUGGGCCAACGCGUCGUGCUCUAUCCGUACGAGGGCGUCCCCGCCGGCUACUCCGAACUGAUGGUCGCCCCCGAACUUCAGUAUCUCAUCCCGAUUCCGGACAACCUGCCGCUGAGUGUGGCGGCCACACUUCCCACCGGGGCUCUGCUGGCCCAGAGUGCCAUCAUCUCCGCACACGCGAUCGUGGACGAACUGCUCAAGAAGCGACCCGGCGAGAAGGUCAAGAUGUUGAUCGUCGGAACCGGUGGGCUGGCGCUGUGGGCGCUUCGCAUUGCGGCGCAGCACUUUUACACGCCGACGACCAAGGACAAGAUUCAGAUCACGGUGGCCAGUCUGCGGGACGAGGGCUUCGUGAUGGCGAAGAAGUGCGAGAAAGUCAACGUGGUCCAGUGGAACGAGGACCUGUACGAGAAGCAGCUGAUUGAGCGCACGCACGACGCGUGCGAGGGCCUGGUGGACAUCGUGAUCGACUUCGGCUCGACGUCGCGCAGUCUGCACCGGUCGAUGCAGUGCCUGACGAAGGGCGGCCACGUGCUGAUCAGCGACGAGAUCGCCGACAAGCUGCUGGCCAAGUUUGCCAAGCGGGCCGAGGACCGGGGCGUGUUCAUCGAGGUCAUCCCGACGGGGACGAUCGAGCAGCUGCACCAGGUCGUCAAGCUGGUCGCGUCGAAUGAGAUUGAACCACCACCGCACACAGUAUUCCCGUCGGACCAGGCCGCCGAAGUGGUACGCAAGCUGGCCAGCUCAGAGAUUCCCGGACGUGCCAUCCUGAAAUUCCAUGAUGUCGAGUAAGGCAGAGUCCCCCUCCCCCGCCCACCCCACAGAGUCACUUACUUGUUGGAAGUCAACGAAGGAAUCCUCACACAGAGAGUUGAAAAGAAGAUGAAAACUCUCUCCAAAUUUGAAGAUAACACACAAUAGAAGAACAUAUACUUAUCGAUUAAGUAACAACAAGUAAUGUAAACCAUUAGUGAAGAAAUUAACUGGACAGAAUUUAGACCAGGGAGAGCAGUUUGUUGAGCGCGCUUGUUCAUUCUCAUUUGACUUAAGCACUCUCAAGCGAGGUGAAAGCAGAACGACGGAAUGAAGGAAGGCAAAAAACCAAAAUUACAUUAAAAUGCUAUAAAUGUAUAAUUUAUCCUAAAAGAAAGCAAAUGAAACAAGUAAAGCAAAGAAACGAAUACAAUUUAAACAAAAAAACAACAAACAAUGAUUGCAAUUACUCUAAUCGGCGAAAGGAAGAAAGUCCCUCUACAUUGAAAGUUUUAAUCCUACGUUUAGUCGAUACUAUAUUACUAGAUGUCAGUGUCUUUCAACAUUACCAAGAGAAAGGAGAAAAAGGAAAAACGAGCGGCGAUUCGCGAGUGACUAAAUCGCUAGUCGAAGUAAUAACACAAACGUACUAUAAUUUUAGUGACAACCCAAAACCGGUGAUCAAUCUUCAGGAGAUGUCUGAGCGACUCAAACUUACACAACAAGCACACACAAACACACACUACUAAGCAGUGACUAAGACUAACAGCGGCAGAAAAUUACACAAUCCGGCUUAAAUUCGUAACAAACAAAAAGGGUUUAAUUUCGUUGUACAAAACAGUCGUAGAAAUGAUAAUUCUAAAGCAAAUUAAACACACACUAACAGGGGUUUGGAAAAUCAGGGAUUUAAGAAAGAAAGAGAAUAACGGCCCAUCUAAGCAAAUUAAUCUCUUAAUUUUUGGUUGAGACCACGUGCGCGCCUCCUCAAACUAACUUAUUGAUAUCUCUAGCAACAAACAAACCUACAAAAAAAAUCAAAACAAUUACUAAAGAGAAAAAGAGAGACAAAGCAAGCGUCAAAUGAUUAAACCGUUUUUUUCUGUUGUGAUUAGGGUUCUCCCCAAAGGGGGUGCAAAGAAAAGAGUGGAGAACGCGUUUAGUCCUAAUGUUUAUGAAAUAUUUUUUUGUAUAAUUUUUCCUCCUUAAUUAUUAACAAGAAAACAAACAAAUAUGCGGAAGCAACAAGCAAACAUAUGAAGAAAAAACACGAUUACUAUUACUGGCGCAAGUGUAGCAAGCAUAACAAAGAAUUAAUACGUUACUGGAAAAUUGAAAGCAAGGAUAGCAGGAGAAAGGAAAAAAACGAGGAGAAACGUUGAAAUGAUGCGAUGUGUUUUAGGGUUAACUUUAACUUAAUUAUUAGCUUAAAAACAAAACAAAACAAGUACAGAAUGAAGAAUGAUAAAGAAGAAAAAAUAACAAGAAAUGCAAGCAAAGUAAAACAAAACAUGUGUAUUAUUGAUUUAAAAGAAAACAAACAGAAUAAAGAACCGUGUAGGCGUUUGAAGAAAGUAAA
This is a messenger RNA of Culex pipiens pallens (northern house mosquito), 3330 nucleotides long. RefSeq names its product quinone oxidoreductase (gene Drat). The record is from RefSeq and is a predicted model, not a curated record. Lineage: Eukaryota; Metazoa; Arthropoda; Insecta; Diptera; Culicidae. Gene Ontology annotation, biological process: alcohol metabolic process. The transcript has 4 exons. Gene Ontology annotation, molecular function: alcohol dehydrogenase (NADP+) activity. The coding region runs from base 480 to 1793 and encodes 437 amino acids.